AUGUUCGCCAGAAACCCCAUACACUACAUCGGUGGAAUUACUCAGAGGUUUUCGGACAUUGAUUUCGCAGGAAUGGACAAAGAUGGGUGUAUUGUGUUCAUAGAAAGGUUCACUGGGGAAAAGUGUGAGAAGCUAUAUUAUUGCCAACCUGAUAUUGAUUUCCCAAAAGGUUUGACUCUAAUUUGCAAUGACCCCGAUUAUUACGACUUCAUUGAAAUUGCAUAUGAAUGUGGUGUUAUACUCCUUAUGUAUGUUGACCAUUUUGGGGAUAGUAACAUACAUGAAUGGUUGGAUGAACACAAAGACGAGUUUGUUGGUAACGUUGAGGAAGAAGUACUUGAUGGUGCAGGAUUGGUUAAGGAAGUUACACCAGGGUAUCGGGAUGUGGGUGACAGUGACACGAACGAUGAGUUACUUUGUGCUGUGGGUAGAGAUGCUAACAAUGGAAUAUUCCCAAUUGCUUGGGCAGUUGUUUCUGUGGAAAACAAAGAGAUUUGGAAAUGGUUCUUAGAAACUCUUUCAGAAGAUUUGCAAUGUUGGAAUGAUGGUAACGGUUUGGUUCUAAUUUCGGAUCAACACAAGGAGUCUGUAAACGUUGCCACAGGAGUAGGGGAUGAUGAGGUAAUCGUAGAUGCUACUGAUGCUUUGGAUAGGCCUAGAGAUGAAGAGCUAAUGGUGGGAGUCAAUGGAUGGGAUGAAGGGGUGAAUGUCAAUGCUCGAGUUAAGCAUGUUAAACCACCUAAAAUGUGA
Messenger RNA from Lactuca saligna, 750 nucleotides. Lineage: Eukaryota; Viridiplantae; Streptophyta; Magnoliopsida; Asterales; Asteraceae. The record is from the annotation of a GenBank genome assembly.